GUACCAUCAAGCAUCACUCUAAGCAUUUCCGAGAUACAAACAACAACCUCUCAACUUUCUCAACACUUCCAAACCAACAAACAGCAAGAUGGGUCUUAUGUGGCACAAGGGAUUCGGUGGUCGCCAUGCCGGCGGCGGUGUUGUUGCUGACAGGCACGGUGUCCGACGGGCUCCUUUCCGCCUGUCCUGCGGACGCUUCAGCUGCUUCCGCUAGAGCAUGAAUACCUGAUACCCUCUCUUUACGAGUCACGACUUUCCAACCUCAUACCACACCAACAUUAUCUUGCGAUGGCGUUGUUCGGGACCUUUUGUCGGGAAGCAUAGCUGGCAUUGUUUGUACUUUAUGGACAAUCAAACCUGUCGAUUAGCUUGAUACCACAUCAUACCCACAAUAGUAAUACCACUGAUUUUCCAAUGAAA
Molecule: messenger RNA, 420 nt
Organism: Parastagonospora nodorum SN15
Lineage: Eukaryota; Fungi; Ascomycota; Dothideomycetes; Pleosporales; Phaeosphaeriaceae
Exons: 3
Coding region: 89-214 (41 amino acids)
Source: RefSeq, a predicted model, not a curated record